Messenger RNA from Dreissena polymorpha, 1212 nucleotides. RefSeq names its product mucin-3A-like. The transcript has 4 exons. Bases 1 to 1212 code for a protein of 403 amino acids. The record is from RefSeq and is a predicted model, not a curated record. NCBI's taxonomy places the organism in Eukaryota, Metazoa, Mollusca, Bivalvia, Myida, Dreissenidae.
AUGGACAUUUACAUACAUACCAGCCUGCACAAUAGCGAGACCAGCCUGCACAAUAGCGAGACCAGCCUGCGCAAUAGCGAGACCAGCCUGCACAAAAGGGAGACCAGCCUGCCCAAUAGCGAGACCAUUCUGCCCAAUAGCGAGACCAGCCUGCCCAAUAGCGAGACCAGCCUGCCCGAUAGCGAGACCAGCCUGCCCAAUAGCAAGACCAGCCUGCCCAAUAGUGAGACCAGCCUGCCCAAAAGCGAGACCAGCCUGCCCGAUAGCAAGACCAGCCUGCACAAUAGCGAGACCAGCCUGCCCAAUAGCAAGACCAGCAUGCCUAAUAGGGAGACCAGCCUGCCCAAUAGCGAGACCAGCCUCCUGCACAAUAGGGAGACCAGCCUGAAAAAAAGCGAGACCAGCCUGCACAAUAGCGAGACCAGCCUGCCCAAUAGCGAGAUCAGCCUGCCCAAUAGCGGUACCAGCCUACACAAUAGCGAGACCAGCCUGCACAAUAGCGAAACCAGCCUGCACAAUAGCGAGACCAGCCUGCCCAAUAGCGAGACCACCCUGCACACAAGGGAGACCAGCCUGCCCAAUAGUGAGACCAUUCUGCCCAAUAGCGAGACCAGCCUGCCCAAUAGCGAGACCAGCCUGCCCAAUAGCGAGACCAGCCUGCCCAAUAGCAAGACCAGCCUGCCCAAUAGUGAGACCAGCCUGCCCAAAAGCGAGACCAGCCUGCCCAAUAGCGAGACCAGCCUGCACAAUAGCGAGACCAGCCUGCCCAAUAGCGAGACCAGCCUGCCCAAUAGGGAGACCAGCCUGCCCAAUAGCGAGACCAGCCUCGAGACCAGCCUGCACAAUAGCGAGACCAGCCUGCACAAUAGCGAGACCAGCCUGCCCAAUAGCGAGACCAGCCUGCCCAAUAGCGAGACCAGCCUGCACAAUAGUGAGACCAGCCUGCACAAUAGCGAAACAAGCCUGCAUAAUAGCGAGACCAGCCUGCCCAAUAGCGAGACCAGCCUGCCCAAUAGCGAAACCAGCCUGCCAAAUAGCGAGACCAGCCUGCACAAUAGCGAGACCAGCCUGCACAAAAGCGAGACCAGCCUGCCCAAUAGCCAGACCAGCCUGUCCAAUAGCGAGACCAGCCUGCACAAUAGCGAGACCAGCCUGCCCAAUAGAGAGACCAACCUGCACAAUAGCGAGACCAGCCUGCACAAGUUAGUCUGA